GCUUCCCAAAAAGUUUCACGAAAACGUUUAACUGUUCGCGAAAUGCGUGUAACCUACAUUUAUUUGGCACCAUUUGUUAAACUUUUAUUUAAACGAGGUGAUUUGAAAAGUGCUCUGUGAUUGCACGUCAUACGUUGAAGGUUAUUAUUAAUACUUUUACUUGAUUUAUAAUUUAUAUCGCGCCGUAAUAUCUUCCUCAGUAUAUAAUUGAAAUAACAAUAUAAUAUAACAAAUUCAAAAGCUGAAUAAUAAUUUUUUAAAUUCCUGAUGGCUCAAUAUUUUGGAUACAUAUUAUGGACAUAGAUGUGACGUCCAAAAUAUUUCAUUCAAACGCUAAUGAUGGCUAUAAUAUUUCACGCAUGUUAGUACGGUUUGAAGCAUAACAUUCACAAUGAUAGCGUAGCUGAUUCAGAGCCCGCUUCAAAGGACAUGACAGCUGUCAAUGCGGGCAUACAUGAGCUGGCAGGGGUCCGCCUUCCUUUACAACCGUACCCAGGAGGUCAUGCUGUAUUCAUGUACAGUACCGCUUCUGACGGUAACGUCACGCUACAACUCAAGGAGCCUGACGACCUCGAUAAAAAUAGCUUAGCUGCUAUGUUAGCUAAGCUGCAAGAUGAUACCACUUUUUCUAUAUCCUAUCAAGAUACUGACAUUUUGUCUGAGGGCAUCGACGUGUUAUUGGGUACAGGACCAGCAAAUUCAGGUGGGAGCGAUGCAGUUACUGCCACCUUCGAUCUCUUCGACUCAUCGAGUGGUCCAGAUCUCACUCUCUCUCCGCAGACCUUUACCAAUUCAGCUGAGGCCUUCAUCAAUGACAAUUCUAACAGUCUGGGCGUCCCGACGGAGAGCGAUGCAGUUUCAACAACUACUACUGAUGAUAAGAAGUCUCUAACCACUUCGGAAUUGGUGAAGGUGUCAACAAAACGAGCCAGGCCCAAACCGACAUCGCCCAAUAGACAGGGUCCACAACAAUGUCAGGUCUGUGCCAAAGUAUUUGGAAACGCCUCUGCCUUGGCAAAACACAAACUGACUCAUAGCGACGAAAGAAAAUAUGUUUGUAGCAUGUGUGGAAAAGCUUUCAAGCGACAAGACCACCUAAACGGCCACAUGCUCACCCACCGCAACAAAAAACCCUAUGAGUGCAAAGCAGAAGGCUGUGGAAAGAGCUACUGUGAUGCAAGAUCGUUACGAAGGCAUACCGAAAACCAUCAUAGCACUCCCGCCACAACAGUUAACACUACAACGACAACACUAUCUCCUGCACAAGGAGCUGCCUCGGGAGAUGCUGCUUCACCGCACGGUUCCAGUUGCAUACAGUAUGCACCGCCUCCGACGUCGAAUACAGCUUCGACAACGACGUCAGUUACAGCUUCCAAUGGGAAGAGUCAGUUGCAACAGUUAUUGGCUACAGAUUCAACGAAGGGCAGCAACAGCACCAACAAUGACGGGUUAACUAAACAGCAGCUGGAUUUGAUACAUCAAAUAAUGGAACAAACUCAGAGACAAUCCCAGGCCGUAGCAGCGGCAGCGGCGGCAGCAUCAAACAAAUCCACAUCAUCAAAAACUUCCUCCAGUGGUAGCGGCAAUAUCAAGAGCGUAGGUAGCAGCAAAUCUACCUCAAAAUUGCAUCAGAGCAAGAAUACAUGGUUACCCACAGCUUGUCACCAACAGCACACAAAUAAAAGCAGCAGCAGUAGUAGUAGUUCGUCUACAAGUGGAACUCCAAGUCCACAAGCUAAAGUUACCACUUCAUCCACUCCCACAUCACCAAUUAACUCUACGGCCGGAAAAACAGAACCUAAACCUGUCGAGUGUAACUUAUGUCACAGAAAAUUCAAAAAUAUCCCAGCUCUCAACGGUCACAUGAGACUUCAUGGAGGUUAUUUCAAAAAGGUUGGUAAAAUGGAUACUGAAAACAAAAAAAGUGAAAAGAAAGAUCCGGGUGGUCCUCCAUUACAAACAGCAAGUUUUAGCGUUAGAGCCCUAAUUGAAGAAAAAAUAAUCAAUAAAAGAAUAACAAAUACACCUCAACCAUCCAAUGAAGACCAGAAAAUCAAUGCUCCGCCUCUCUUUCCUCUAAACGUGCAUUCCUCCCCGUCUAAUAACACUGACCUAGAGUCAAAAAUUUCAUCGUUUGUCGUACCAGCUCCUCCUCAACAGACCUCCGACAAAUCCCGUAGACAUUCCGAUGCGGAAACAUUCCGUAGCAGCACCACUCAGCAGGAGGCUCAAGCGCUGGCUGAUUUAAUUCUUAAGCGCGAAAAGGCUACGGUGAAAAGAACUACCUCGGACCCAGGACAGUCGUCACCAAUAUUGCAGUUUCAAUCAAACGAUUCCUUCACUUUGGCGAACGUUACUUAUCAAUCCGAAGAAGCAGAAUUUAUAUCUUCAAGUUUACAAGAAGGUGUUUUCACUCAAGUUCAGGAUAGCAUGCUUCUACAAGGUGUGGAUCCAAAUCAACUAGCAUCAAUUCAAUUCCAAGCUGAAUCUCUUCUGCAGGAUCAUAACGAGCCGCAAAUGCAAGAUUUCAAAAUCGAAGACAUUAAUCUUCAAGAAUCAGUAGUUCAACAUUCACCUUCGUAUCAAUCUAAUCAUUCUGUCAAUCAAGAUUUGCAAGCGGUACUUGAUUCCCCGUUGCCGGAGAGUUUAGCAGAAUUCAGUACUUUUCAUUCAACAAAUAGCAUUGAUAUGCCUUCUCCCAGUUACCAAACUCAGUCACCCGCACAAUAUGCUCGCUCGCCACAUACAAUUACUGCACAAUCCCCGCUUCAAAGUCCACUGAUAAGGCACGAUUCGCCCGGAUUCGCUUAUCCUACACCGCCUGCAAGUCAUGAAGGACAAAGUCCAGGAUUUGGACAGAAUACCAUACUACCAAUGGUAUCACCCAAUGCGCAAGAGUUUGGACAAAUUGUCGAUAGAGGUGUUUACGAAGAACCACCUCAAGCAUCUUCACCGUUGUCUGCUGCAUUUUUCACUUCAACUAUGUCUAGUUCGGCAGCAGUAGAAGAAGCAUUAGAGGAGGUACUGCCAGGAGAACCUAUUUACCCCCUAACAAACUCUCCGUCUCCUCAAUCUCCUCUUGGUCUCACACCAGUACCGUCACCAAUAUCUAAUACCGUUAGCACCUCCGACCCUCAACCAUCAACAAAAUUCUCAACGUCUCCGAAUACUUCUACGUAUUCUAUGUCGGGCAACUGGUGUAACGGAGUAAUGCUCCCAAACUCUGAUGAUCCUCUACUUUCCAGCAGCCCAAAAGAUUUCGUACCAAGAAGAAAAAUUGAAAUUAAUGGAGUACCAUUAAGACUCAUAAGUAACAACGGCCUAAUUGAAUUGAACAGCUCAAAUUUUGCAGGAAUUCUUGUCGAUGCCAAUGGAGAAAUUAAGCUUUUCCAAACUGGCGGUAGUACGUUUCAAACAAAAAAUAUUCUAUUAACAAAUACCCCUUUAAUUAAUACUCAAGAUAAUGACGACAAAUGUAAAAAAGUGAUAAAAACCGUACAAUGUACAAUUCCAACGAAGCACGUUAUCAACAAGCCUAAACAAAUGACAGAAAUUAAGAAAGAAGACAACAACGAUGUUUUUCUAAGUCCUACUUCGAUACCUGCUAGUCCUGUAAGAAUAUCCAGAAAGAGGCCUAGAACAGAGCCCUUACAGCUACCUGUAUUACAUCAAUCAAAACUUAGAGCUACAAGAAGUAAACCUCCAGGUUGUGCUAGAUAUACACCUCAGCCAAUAUUAAGCCCACAGAGACCUGGAACGGGACUUUACACAAACAUUAAGAACAGAAACGAUGAUGGUAUGAACUGGAAUAGUGACCCCAUUCCAGAAAGUGAUUCCACCCCUCACGUUAACGUCGGGUCACAAUUUCAAUGUAAAAUACCAAGCUUUUCUUCAGCACCUAAUAGAGGAAGCUCUGAAUCUACAUACGAAGAUCUCCUAUGGGAUCCCGGUAUUAGUAACUGCACAGAUAGCGAAGUGGAUAUGUACCUGGAUUUUGCUUGCUGUGCUGCUGUGCCAGGCGGGGGAAGGAAUAAAGAAUAUGCAAUGCAUCUUCUUCAUAUGUGUGGAGGAAACAUACAUGACGCGAUGUUGCGAUUGAUGCAGCCCUCACCGAAUCUUCCUACUGAUCAUCCUCUCUUAGCAUAUCAGUAUUGCGAAAGUGACAAAUGGUCAACGACAGAAACAGACAUAUUCCACAAGUCACUGCUCAAGUACGAUAAGGAUUUCCGCAAUAUUGCUCAAGAGAUUCGGACGAAAACUAUAAAGCAAUGUGUGCAAUUUUAUUAUGUUUGGAAAAAAGUGUGCGCUGAUGAAUACCGACGAUUGAAACAUCUUAGAGAAAGGAGAAAUUAUUACUACAAACAUACAGAAAUGGAUAUGGAUGAGAAGCUAUUUGCUGAUGUUAAACUUUUAGGGAUUGCUGAUAGCGGGUGUCCGAUGCCCAUACCGGAUACAAGAAACUUUGUUUGCGAAUUCCCAGAUUGUUCAGCAAGUUUCAAUUCUCGAGCAGCACUAAAUGGUCAUAUUCGAAUACACGGAGGUACUGCGAGAAAUUCGCCGACACCCUCUACAACAACAACAGAAAGGCGAACAGUCUCCGUCACCUCCUCGACGAUGUGUCACCCAGAUUCGACCGAAGAGUACCCCUGUAAGAUAUGCGGGAAAGUGUUCACAAAAAUCAAAAGUCGUAGUGCCCAUAUGAAGUCUCAUCGACCCCCUGACGCUGAACCAGUCAAGAGAAAAGAAAAAGAUACUCCCAGCUACGAACUUUCCGUGCCAAGCCCGUUUAGUACUUAGUCUUAGCAAAACUAAUACUCAUUUAUAAAUAAACAGAAAAAUUUAAUCAAAAAGCAGUAAAGGGCAAUCAAAAAUAAAAAAUAAGAGUCAGAUCGAAGAAGCCACCUCAAAUUUUUCGAAAAACAAACGUUUGUUAUUCAGAAGUUAGAAAAAAACAGUAGGUAAAAAAUUUUAGAGUAGUAGUGUACAAAUUACAAACCACAUAUAACAGAGAUUUAUAUUUAAUAUUAAAAUAGGGGUUGUGUUACGUUACGAAAAUAAAGUAACGUUAGUGCCUUUUCGAAUGUCGAGUGAGACACUAUUCAAAGAGCGUCAUUGCUAUUCAUCAUCAACAUCACACCAUUAGAUCUGGUAUAAAUAAAAUAGUGCUCAAAAUGCAGGGAAUACUCAAAAACUGUUACUUUUUCAAAAUGUAUAAUCACCAUAUCUAGCGAAUUCUUUUGAAAUUUUAUAAUUUUCUCAAAAAAAAUUACCUAGUAUUCUUCAACAUAAAUUGCAAUGGAGUUGAAUCUCCAACCCAGAUGUUUAAUAUUCUUAUACGUAUUUUACAAAUUUAAUCUUCAUACAUCGAUGAUCACAACGAUGAACUCAAAUACUACACACUUCAUUGUCAAUUAAAAAAAAUAUGUAUUAUUUUUAUUAUAAUUAAAAAAUUAAUUACAUAAAACAAAUAAAAACCAUUAAAUAGGAAAAUGACAAAAGCUUAUGUUGCGUAUUUUUCACAUGAUUAUAAAGUUGACGAAAAAAACUGUAAAAGAGAUAUAUGAAAAGUAGGUAGGUAAUGCGUAAUAAAUUUGUGACUGAACAAGCAAAUGAAUAUGUAAUCUAAUAAAAUUACUGUGAUAACAAAUAUAUGAUACCCUACUCUACAUCUAGUUGUUAAAAAAUGAGUAUUUAACAACAAUCUUCUAGUGUGUAUUCUGAUAAAUAAACACUUCUUUUUCUACAUAUUUUACCAGAAACCGAAUCUCACUUUCACGUGAAACAAAAAUUUAUCCAAUAUAUACCGUUAUAAUCAUGUCAAUUAAAAAUAUAUUCUCUAAUAGCAUAUUUUAACAAUAGGUCCAUGUUUAUAUCAAUCUCUUGAAUGAAAAACUGAGAAAAACUCUUUACAAACCUUUUUACAAAAACUACAGUUCAGGGAAUUCUAAACUUUUUGAAGAAAUAGAUUAGUUAACUAAAUAAAAUGUAGAAAUAAAGAUUAAAAGAAUUUGGGAAAAAUGGCUAAAGAAAACAUCUUCAUAGAAUAAAAUUCUCCACAAACAAUGGUACGUUUGGAGAAUAUUGAUUAACUUCAAAAAAAAAGAGUAGUGCUUUUUCUUCAUCGAAAUAUUUCAUAUAUAAAGUGUAAUCCAAAACAAACAAAAGAUGUGUAAUUCAUCAACACAUAUAUUAAAACUGGCUGGUGGGAGCCAAAAGAAACAUUAUGGAACAGUUCACAUAACUUGAAAUCUUAUUUUCUGUAAAUUCUUUCUUUUCAUAAAAUUAUACAUCAUCUUUGUCUCAUAAUAACAAUGUAGCACUCAAUGUUUCGGUGGAGGAAUUCAGAUUAAAGUAUAAUUUCUAUCUAAAGUUUCCAUUUCAUUGAACUAUUAAUUAUGAGUUAGUGUAUACCGGCAUUCACACAGUAUGCCAUUCCUUUUGGCCACUCAUUUAUCCGAAACGUUCUAAAACUAUUCUGGAGUGAAAAAAAUGAUAUUCUGAUGCCAUCAAUGCUACCUGGCAGAUCUGUCUUUCAUUAACUGUUCCUAUAUUGUUUCUAUGCCUAUCAGUAGACUAUUGAACAAAAUAUUUGUGUAAUCGCAUCAAAGUCAUAUAUAAAAAGUAGAUUAAUAAUAAAUUAUGUGAAUAAUGAACUCGUAAUUGUUCGUUAUAAACAAACAGAAAUGUUAUAUAUACUAUAACUAAGUAACAGUUUUGAAUGUAUUCUUAUUUAAUAUCAUUUUUGACAUGUUUGAGCAAUAGAUCUGAACUCAAAUAUUAAUCAAAUAUCAAAAACGGCCAUAAAUAAUAUAUUGUAAUGAAAAUACGUAUUAUAUAACGUCAGCGAAACUGCCAACUUGUCUCGAUUUUGCUUACAAAAAAAUACCUAGUGGAUUUGCUCAAUAUAAUGAGUGUUUUAUUUUUCCAUUAACAAUUAUUUUAAGUUAGAACUUAGAAGAAUUUAUCUACUUACUAAUAUUUACUCUCUAGGAAAUGAUUAUAAUUGUCUUUUAGAAAUAUUGUAAGAAAAUUACCUAAAUGAAUCUGCAUGAAUGAUGAUGUGCCACAAAGGAAAUUCGAGACAAAUCGAUAGUUUUAAAUUUUUUUAACUCAAAACAGUGCCGAGUGUGCUAAAAGCGCAAGUAGGUACUCUUAACUCUGUGUUGUGAUCUUUUUAAAAGUCUAUUACUAUGAAUCUAUUAUAUAUAUUAAAACUUGAUAUAAUAAAAUAUUUGUACAUGUUAUUGUAUGUAUAAUAUUAGAUAUAAAUUUUAGAGGUCUGUGGUGAGUUCGAGUUGGUCGAGUUUUUUUCCAUUGAAAAAUGACAAUCCACGUUAUUUUAUUUAUGUGUAUGUUACUAAUAAUCUACAAAAUUUCUAGAUAUAAUUUGUGAAGUUUAAAUAAAAAAUAUAUUAUCGUUGCAUCUAUUAGUAUUUAAACAUACAUCACCGUUUAUAAUAAAUUCAGUAUGUUCUUAAAUCAUUUUUAAUUUGUUAGGUCCCAAAAAAUAUAAUUAUAAAAUAUAAAAAAUUUAUCGGCAUUAUUGGAAACUGUGGAAUACGUUUUACGCAUUACUUUUAUUGCCUUAUUAUAAAUUUUAUACCUCAUCGUUAAUUGUAGGAGGGUUAUUUCAGCAUAUAAUUCAAAGCAUAUUUUAACAGCUUUUUUGUCUGGAAUGUUAUGAUCCGGAACUACCUUGGCUAGAAUUACAUUACUAAUUUAAGAGGAAAAAAGAACUUAUGGACUACGAGACACUUAAUCACGAUAUUUGCAGACCUGUAUUGAAUAUGUAUUUAUAGCCUCUUACUUUGAAUUUAACUAACUUCCUUAAUAGAAAAAAGUUGUGAUUAUCUGUUAAAAACCUUUGAAUAUAAUUAUUAAGUAUACAAUGCACUAUCAUUAAAUCAAUAAAAAAGAUAUUUUCUUAUAAGGUACUUUGUAAAAGUGGUUUAGUCAUUAUUCCUAUCUUUAUGUUCACAAUAACUGAGUUUAAAACUUCCAAUUCUACAAAUAUUGAUUAGUAGAAAAGUAAUUUAAUAUGGAGAAUAUCCUAGGGAACCACAGGAUUUCUUCUUUGAUUAAGAUAAUCAGCCAAAUUUCAAAUAUAAAUGACCUAGAUGCAACAUACUCUAGAAAUUUUAUGACAAAUUGUUUGGAAGAAUGUUCCAAAAUAUUCGUUUGAGUUACUAAUUUACGAAUAGAAUAUUUGAAAUAAAAAAUUUUUCGACAUUCUAUUGAAUUCAUACACGAUAAGUAAAUAAUAUUUUGUAUAUUGUUAGUAAUGUGAAUGUCCCAGCGACAUUAAACCUAGGUUAAGUGCUUAUCUUAGAAAUAUCACUGUUAAAUGUUUUUGAACAAGCUGUAUGUUUUUUCGGGCUCCUUAUAAGGUGUUAGAAUGUAGGUUAAGUAUACUAGGCCACUCUAACUUGCCCCAGACUACCCAGACUGGGCCAGAAUUUUGGUAGUCUAAGUAUCAGGUGCUCAGAUCUAUCAAUUAAUUGUUGUUAUAUUGAAUGUACCUCUUCAGAACUGAUGGCCAUUUUUCAAAGUUAACGAUUAUAUAUAAGAAGAAAAACCAUCUUCAAAUAUUCUUAUUUUUGUUGUUUCUGAAUGCUUUUCUAGUUGUAAUGAUUUUACUGUUGAAUAAUAAAGUUAUUAUUUCUUUUUUGUUUGGGA
Messenger RNA from Diorhabda sublineata, 8676 nucleotides. Its product is annotated as mucin-2. The record is from RefSeq and is a predicted model, not a curated record. The coding region runs from base 430 to 4797 and encodes 1455 amino acids. The transcript is spliced from 21 exons. Gene Ontology annotation, biological process: regulation of transcription by RNA polymerase II; negative regulation of DNA-templated transcription. Gene Ontology annotation, cellular component: histone deacetylase complex; transcription regulator complex. NCBI's taxonomy places the organism in Eukaryota, Metazoa, Arthropoda, Insecta, Coleoptera, Chrysomelidae. Gene Ontology annotation, molecular function: transcription corepressor activity.